Molecule: messenger RNA, 12453 nt
Organism: Leucoraja erinaceus (little skate)
Lineage: Eukaryota; Metazoa; Chordata; Chondrichthyes; Rajiformes; Rajidae
Exons: 3
Coding region: 5987-11779 (1930 amino acids)
Molecular function (GO): nucleic acid binding; zinc ion binding
Source: RefSeq, a predicted model, not a curated record
GACUCCCCUCAAAAUAAAGGAAGGGAUUCCACGCCAGUGGGCCACAUGAGUGACAAGGGUGUGGGGUAAAAUUGUGAUUUGGGGAAACUGCAUUGUAUGUAUGUAAGGCCUCCGAGAAUGUCGGAUGGAGUUUUGUCAGGAUCAUGUAUUGUGUAUAUUUUAUUUCUCGAAUAAAGUCUAUUUAGAAUUUUUUUUUUUAAAAGACUUGAUUUUGGAAUGCUGUUACUGUGAAGGAGAAAAAUGGGGAUGAAGGGUUAAUGCGUACAUGACCAGGAGCCGAGCGAUGAAACAUUGCUUAACUAAAUUACGGAACUAUAGAAACUUACAUGGCUUACCUAAUGCUGCUAGCUAUGGGCUAAUUAAGGAGCAUCGAUAGACCAUGAUAGACCACAUGACAUAACAUCUGGACAAUAGACAAGGAACUGAUAGGAGAAUAGGGAAGUGACACAUGAGUCGUAAGGGUGAGAGGUAAAAUUGUGAUUUGGGGAAAUUGUAUUGUAUGUAUGUAUAACCUCUGAGAUUGUCGGAUGGAGUUUUGUCAGGAUCAUGUAUUGUGUAUAUUUAUUUAUCGAAUAAAGUCUAUUAGGAAUUUUUUUUUUUUAAACUUGAUUUUGGAAUGCUGUUACUAAACUCAGAUACAAUUGCACAAGGAUGGCGUCAUUGUGUCAGCAUUUUAACAUUAAACAGCAAUUCCACUGUGUUCACCACCCACAGGCCACCGGAGUGGUCGAGAUGGCAAAUGGAGCUCUGAAGACUAAAUGAUUGGCUAAAUUAAUGGAGGAAACAGGACAGAGCUAAGUUCAAGUUGGAAGUUGCCAUGGGAAAUGUGGUUUCCUUGACCUACGUAUGUACCAUAAUUGAUUGCAUUAAGCUCCUCCCUCUCUUGUUAUCUACGACAGCGCCUACGUCAGGUGAAGUCAGGCUACGCUCAUUGGCGUUAAACCCACUGUCGCCGGCAGUUGCCACAAAAUCGGCAAGUGGGGGAUAGACCCAUAACUCCCCGACCCAUUCUCAUUCUGACAUUUCUGUCCUGGGCCUCCUCUACUGUCAGAGUGCGGCCCAAUGCAAAUUAGAGGAACAGCACCUCGUAUUUCACUUGGGCAGCCAUCACCAGCCACAGUUUGAUCCAAUCCACACAUAUAUUAAUUGCACAUUUUCCAUUUUUUAAACAAUAACGUUGACCCAGAACAGGCACCCAGCUACAGCUAUUUUAACUACUGCAGCUUCACAACAAACAUCUAUGCAAUGGGUUCAUCUGCUUAGAUAUGAAUUGUCAAAUACCCAGAAAGAGGUGUCAAUGAACCCCUUUAAUGCAUUGAUUUCUAUCAUUAACUGGUGUUUCAUGAAGCAGCUUCACUCAACCUUGAAACAGACAGAAACCAUGUGUCCAUCUCCUUUUUUUUCCAACCUUUAAAGAGUUUUACACAAUAAUUUCUGUCAAUGAACUUCCUGCUUAUCACAGCAAUUAAGAUUUCUGCUAACUAGAGCGACCCAGAAAGGAAUUUGAUAUCUUUGUGUGCCUGUUUGACUUAUAGUAUUUCCUCUGCCCAAAUAAAUGCAAGGCAAGGCGAUCACUCGCCAAUUAAUAAGUCAGGAAGUGUCGGAAGGAACAGCAGACGCUGAUUUAAACUGAAGAUAGACACAAAAGGCUGGAGUAACUCAGCGGGUCAGGCAGCAUCCCUGGAGAAAAGGGAAUAAGUGAUGUUUUGGGUUGAGACCCUUCUUCAGACUGAGAGUCCAGGGGAAAGCGAAACGAGAGUUUUAGAUGGCGAUAUAUGGAGAGAUAUAGAACAAAUGAGGCAGUCCAUUGUUGACUCAGAGAGUGGUAGCUGUGUGGAAUGAGCUUCCAGUGAAGGUGGUGGAGGCAGGUUCGUUUUUAUCAUUUAAAAAUAAAUUGGAUAGUUAUAUGGAUGGGAAGGAAAUGGAGGGUUAUGGUCUGAGCGCAGGUAUAUGGGACUAGGGGAGAUUAUGUGUUCGGCACGGACUAGAAGGGUCGAGAUGGCCUGUUUCCGUGCUGUAAUUGUUAUAUGGUUAUAUGGUUAUAUGGUUAUAUGGCUGUGGGCUAGGUGUUAACGAGACAAUAAAACUCACCAGGAUCACAGUGAAAGCAGUACAAUGACGAGGGUGGGGGAGGGACGGAGAGAGAGAGGAGAUGCAAGGGUUACUUUGUUAGAAAAAUCAAUAUUCAUACCGUGGGGUUGUAAACCAAGUUAAGAGAAGCAUGAAUUGCUAGAAAUUCACAGCAAUUGGAAAUUUCUGCACAGAAACUAAAAAAGAUCAAUGUAAGUACGGAUCGAAGGAAUGGCAAAGGCGCUUGGUUUAAGGAUAGUUAAACUAUUAAAUCUGACACUAUUGAAUGUGUGAACACAGAAUGUCUGAGGAGUUUUUGGUCUUGUUUUUAGUUUUUGUUUUAGUUUAGGAAACAGGCCCUUCUGCCCACCGAGCCCGUGCCAACCAGUGAAUCCCGUACGUUAUGCCACACCACAAACAAAUCAUAAAAGCCAAUUAACCUACAGACCUGCGCGUCUUUGGUACGUGGGAGAAAACCAGUGCACCCGGAGAAAACCCACGUGGUCACAGGGAGAACGUAUAAACUCUGAACAGACAGCACCCGUAGUCCGAUGGAACUACAGGUCUCUGGAGCUGUACGACAGCAACUCUACCGCUGAGCCACUAUGCAGUCCUAUGUUUUGCAUAUAUUUUUUGUUCUCUAUCAAGUUUAUUUUUGGAAAUAAGAGAAAUGGGGAUACAAAGAUACCGGGCAGUGGUUAGCACAGAAUACUACACUAAUCUGAGAGCAAAGGCAGACUGAGGAUAGAAGCAGAUUUGCUAUGCUGGAUCAUGGCAGGUGGUUGCCAGUUUACUCUGCGUGGCUGUCUCUUGCUUCUUGUCCCUACUUCAUAGAUUAAUCAGCAGCAAGCCAUAUCUCUAAAAACUAUACUAAAAGUAAAACUAAUAACUAAAACUAAAGGUUCACUGGUUUUACACGAUCAGGGUAAAAUACGGAUUUGUGCCCUUGUCAAGUUAACUGUCACGUGGUCAUAUUUUCAUGUGUCAGUGCAAACUAUUGCAGGUCCACCAUCGAUUUUGCGGAAACUGGUGAUCCGGCCGAUCUCACCCUCAUCAGGACCUCCGCGCCAAUCGGCGGUCAAAUUUGCCGCCUGUGACCAUGGCUCUGGAACUCUGGCCUGGCCGGAGCCGGCAGAACUGUUCCCAUAGCCACGUUCCACAGCCAACUUUGUGAGACAGUAUCUACACUCCCCAAGACUGUGACCUCUGAUUGUCCACCACACAGAUAAUCCAGAAAUGCUCUGGAACUAAGGGUGCAGGAAAAUCGGUGGUGGACAUGUACCAGCUAUUCUACACACUCUGACCCCACUCUUAAGCUCCCUUAUAUCCUACCUUCUACACCCCUUUGCUCUAUCUAUUGUACUUGAUUGUACUUGAGUUUGAACUGGUUGUAUCUAUGUACGGUCGAUCUGAUCUGUAUGGACAGCAUGCAAAAUAAAGCUUUUCACCAUACUUUGCGACAUGUAACCAUAAUAAACCGAAACCUAAAGAAGACCUGUGGUCUUAUCACAAGAUGAUGUGAUGUUUUCCAGGGGUGGUGAUGGAGGCAGAGACAAUAGUGGAAAGAGGAGCCAAAUGUAAAGCCGGAGGAAUGGGCAUAUGUGGAGGGGGACAGGAGAAGGGUAAAAGGUUGUUGUUGGUUAAUUACCUAAAAUUGUAGUAUUCAAUAUUGGUUGUAAGCUACCCAAGCGGAAUUUGAAUUGCUGUUUCUCCAGUUUAUUUGUGGCCUCACUGGAGUGACAGUGAAGGAGGCUCAGGAAAGAAAGGUUGGCGUGGGGAUGCAAGGAGAAUUAAAAAGGUUAGCGACCAGGAGAUCCAGCAGGCACGGUUUGAUGAUACGUUUAGUCUUGGCAACGUAAAGAAGGCCACAUCAGAAGCACCGAACGCACCUACCUCUCUUCCAGCUUUCUCCCCCAUCCUACUAUCAGUCUGAAGAAGGGUCCCAACUUGAAACAUUGCCUAUCCAAUGUUCUCCAGAGAUACAACCUGACCUGCAAAGUUGCUCCAGCAGUUUGUGUCUCUUUUUAUAGAAAAAGUGUGAAUGGGUGAUCGAUGAUUGCCGUGGACCUGGUGGGCUGAAGGGCCUAUUUUCAUGCUGCAUCUUUCAAUCAAUUGUGAUAGAUAUUCAUAUCCAGGUCACAAAGGCUUAUUGCUGAGCUCAGUUUUAAAGCACCGGCUGACCUAGGCUUAUUGUUGAUUGAGCUAAGAGUCUGUCCCGAACACUUUGUCCGUAAUCUUGACAUAUACAAGAGAAACAUUACUGACCUUCAGGUUAUGAUCUCCUGUUCCAAGUCCUAAUGAAGAAGACCACAAGGUUCACAGUAAUCUUAUCAGAACUGUGAUGAAAAAGGUGUGAAAAAGAUAGGGCCCACAUGGACAAUCAAAUCACAUCAUCCUCCUUGCCUGGUCAAUAUAGUUGCAAAUCAUCACAUACAGAUGAUGUAUAAAUAAAUGCUCAAAGAUAGCGAGGAUGCGGAGGAGUUGCUGAGAAAAUACAUAUUCCACUCCUCACCAUACAACUUGUUUGUCUGCAACUCAUUGGUAUGUUUUAGUAUUUUAGGUAUUUCACUUGUGGACACAAGAACUGCAGAUGCCCGUUUUCGAUCAAAAUAAGACAAAGUGCUGGAGGAACUCAGUGGGUCAGGCAACAACUCAGUUUAGUUUAUUGUCACGUGUGCCGAGGUACAAUGAAAAGCUUUUUGUGGUGUGCUAACCAGUUAGCAGAAAGACAAUACAUGAUUACAAUUGAUCCAUUUACAGUGGAUAAAUACAUGAUGAUAGAAUGUACACAAAGAUGCAGGAGAAACUCAGUGAGAGAGCACAUGUAGUGAAGAUCAAACCCGGAUCUCUGGCACUGUAAGGCAGCAACUCUACUGCUAUGCCACCAUGCUGCCCUUAAAGAUAUAACACCUUCAGUUCUAUAUUUGUUCUUUUAGGAAGGAGUUGAGGAGAAAUUGCUUUAGUCAGAGGAUGGUGAAUCUUUGCCACAGAAGACUAUGGAGGCCAAGUCAGUUGAUAUUUUUAAGGCAGAGAUAGAUAGAUUCUUGAUUAGUACAAGUGUCAGAGGUUAUGGGGAGAAGACAGGAGAAUGGGGUUAAGAGGGAGAGAUAGAUUAGCCACGAUUGAAUGGUGGAGUAGACUUGAUGGGCUGAAUGGCCUAAUUCUACUCCUAUUCCUUAUAGCAUGUAUUCAUCACCCAUCUUCUCAAAUUAGGCGUCUGCCUAAUGUUAGACUUAUCACUUUCUAAACUCUGUCCCACUUCUUAUUCUGGAGACUUCCCAUAACCUCUCCUGCACUCUCCUCUCCUAUAACUUUAUCCAUACUUUUCUAAGUCUGUCGAACUCACCCCACCCAACUAUUUAGUCGGAAGCAUUAUCUUUAGCCCUAGUUAUGCUAUUCACCAGGGCUCUGGUCCCAGCAUGGUUUGGGUAAAGUUGGUCCCAUUAGAACAGCAGACUUUCAAAUGGCUGGCAAGGUCAAACUAAUGUGGAAUCAGCAAGGAUCAAAUACUGAAAUUGAAAAAAAAAAGCCAAUAGUGAGGAUGGGCUGAAUGGUUUCCAUUACAUUUUUACAGCCGACUGUCCUCGUCAGACCAUGUUCGCUCCGCUUGUAGCUGAAACUGCGCAUCUUAUCUGGUCUUUUGAUUUUUUUUUUCUGGCAACAGCAAACGCGUUUGAAUGCAGAGCGAUCCCCUGUUCACUGGGACCUUUUGCGCCUCUUCCAGCGGAAUAAAGAUCAAUUUGAGUGAGUUCAUGACCCAGGAGAAAGCGUGAACGCACUUAUUCAGAAAAUCUCGGGAUGUGGCCAUAAACCAGCCGUGAAGUGGAGGAAAAGCCCAGCAGUGUUUGAUUACAGGAAUCAAUUAAUAAGAAACAAAGAGAAGAACAUUGAUCUUGGUAUAUCCAAGGGGUGAAAAAUGCAACAUGGCAUUCCAGAUAACUACAGUCAUCAGGGUUUCCACAAUUCAAUGUCCCAGAAAGCUUUUGGAAGAUCGUGGUGCGCUGUUAAUGGAAAGCCUUCAUCGAAUUACCAGACUUGGAAAGCCUUCCCUGGAUCUUCCUAUUCUGCAAAUGUACCAGCACCAAUCUAUCCAUCGGAACUUACUGAUCAACAUGUCUAUCCUCCAAAUGAAUUAUCACCAUAUUGCAGUGACUCUACUUUUCAUCCGUCCUCGCUAAAGUCAGCCCUAACUGGAGGUUCCCAAUCUGAAAUGAGACAAAACUCUGCUUAUUCAAGGUCUUGGACAACUGGGGGUCAGCCGGUCGGUUUGCAAAAUAGAUCAAUGCAAUCUGUUCCAUCUUCCCAGCAACCUACUGUUAAGUUUGUGACUUGCCAAAACAGGCCACCAGCUUGGAAUCGAGAUGCCCACUCGAGGCGUUUUGCACCGUAUCAGAAUCACACAGCCUCUGGCAUGGAGCCUAACAGUCAGAUAUUUCCCAUUACUCGCCUCAGACUACCUCUGCGAAAACACAAGAUGUCCCCUCCUUCAGAGCAACUUUCAAGUUGGGACAACGUAAGGAUGCCUCUUAGAGCUGCUCAAGUGGAACACUAUUGGAACAAGCAAGAACCCAAUUACCAGCAAAAGCCUAUUCCUGGAUGUUUCAGCCAAAGAGCUAAUCAGCAGUCUUCCAAUGUACUCAGUCAUCAUUCAGAGCCGUUCCAAAAUGUCAAUAUUGGAGUUUACAAAAAGUCCAUUGGCCCCAACAUGUUUGGAACACAUCUUCAGGGAGAGGUGCUACAGAGAGACUAUGUCACAGUUCCACAAGAAACAACUCAAAACCAUUUCAUGCAACUUAGUCUCAAAGAACCAAACGCAAAUGUUCAAAAAAUAACGGCAAUGGGUAAUAAACCUUAUACCCAGACUCCAAGUCCAGACGGUUUAGGAUUUGCUUCAUUCCUGGGAGUAGACGCUCAGAGUGAUAAUGGUGCAACUUUUCAAAGUCACUGCAGCGAUUACGAGUCCACGUACAGAGGGCAGAAUAUUUCAGACACGUACCCUCAAAAGAACCCUUCAUUUUCGAGGAAGAGAAAAGGGGUUGAUACAAUGAAGUUUCUUUCGGAACUUUCAAGCAGUGAGUUGAAGGCCUUAAUUUUUGCAUUUGAGUUUAUGGAAGGGAAGAAAAGAGCAGCUAAGCAGCAGAGUCAGCUGGCAGGUGCACUGCAGACCUCUGCAAAACUGCCACCCUGCCAAUAUAUAGCGCAAAGCACACCUUGUAACGGCAUCAAUGGGAUAGCUCAUCGACCCGUCGAUUCAGUGAAUGGAUAUGAAGAGAAUAGUACUUUAUCAGUACUUCGGAGGCUGGAGAAGGAAAAAGGAGCCGAAUGGAAAGGAAGGAACUUACAAAUUGCCUGCGAUAACCGCUUGCCUCUGAACACGACCCCGACAUCAUAUUCAAACUUCAUGGAUCCGAACAAUGUUCUGUCAAUGGGAGAUUAUUGUACGCAGAAUAAAAAUAUGAACAGCAGUGUUGUGUAUCCAAGUCAAGAUUCACAGCAAGUUUUGGCUCCCCAUGUGGGAAAUUCCAAAUCUUUCCAGCCAGUGAAAGAGAGAUCUGUCCCAUCUCUCCAAGAUCAGAAGGAGAAUUCUGUUUGUCAAAAUGUUGCAGCAACCUCCCAUUCAAAUAACCAUUGUGGCGUUGUGGGUACUGAUUGCAUCUUAAAGAGUUAUCUGCAAGCUUCAUCGUCUGUCAACCACGAUUAUCUUGGAUCUGGCCAACUAAAUGGAAGGAGUCAUUCCAUGCAGCCAAUGAAUCCCAGAUCUGCAGCAGACCCUAACCAGACUGAUCCCGCAGUCCUGAAGCCAAAUGCAUCUCGGCAUGAUGAACAUGGUUCAAAAGAAAUCGAGUCACUGUAUAAUAUGUUGCAGUAUUCAUAUGUAAAUAAAGCAAAUAGUCACCCAAAACGUCUGAAGAUGGAAGCACCCUCAACCAACAUUCGCCCAUCCUCAACUGAGCUGGACCAGGCAAGGUCAAGAUCUGUCAGUGCUAUACAGUCAUCUUAUGGCAACCAAGUUGCAGAAUAUAUGCAUAGUAAGCAGUCACCAUACAUUAAGCGUAACGUAUCGAGCUCUUCCGCACAAUCUCUCUCAAGAGCCCCCGGCAGGCAGGAUGCUGAAGUUGCACAUCCACUGUCAGAAAAGUUAAACAUAAGACAAAAACAUAAAGAGUCAACUCCCUUAAAUCGAUCAGGAGACAAAAGGUCAUUGCUAAGACGUUUAAUUGAUAAUUCGAAGGAUCAAUUCAACAAUGCCGUCUUCCCGAAUUUGGCUGCGCAUAAGUUACCAUGCCAUUCAACUGAACUAUCAGGGGGCCCACAGCUGCCUCGUACAAUGGAUGUUGCACCAACUCCACAGAGCAUCCAAAUUGAACAGCAGGUUGGAGAAUACCCUGUCGCCAACUUCACUACAGCUUCAGUGGACUCCCACAAAUUCUGGGCAUUGAUGUCUGAAGAGUCGAGUAGAGGGCAAAAAGCUGCCAUCAAUGAUGUUCGCUUCUCAAAUGCAGGAUCAAAGGGACAAUGGGGGAAUGCUUCAUUCCCAGAGGAUUUUCUGGAACAGGGCUUUAUCUCCCCUGCUCCAUCUCUCAAAUUGGCUAAUGGUCAGUCAGCCACUUCUGUUUCUAACACAGGCCAUGCAGAACUCGCUUGUAAAACCAGCAAUGGGCCAUCUGCAGAAAACAUUGUGGAAAAAAUGUCUUCAGCUUCCGACAUUUAUGCAGCCAACGACAACAACAUAUGUAAUUCAUCCCCAGAAAGUGUUGUUGAGGAACUAACUUCAGAUUCAAAUUCCGAGGAACCUUUAGCAAAGGAUUCAGACACCUUAGAAUUUAUUUUACGUUCCCUGGGGAUUAUUCCUGAAGACAGUGAAGCAAUUCUAACAUCGUUGGCGCCUAUGGCAGGAGAGAACACAGUUGCGUCCUUUCCAGCCAAUCUUUCCCGUGCAGAAUUGCGGCAGAACCCAGACACAUAUCUACCGCCAUUCAAUAUGGCCACACAGAGUAAAAAGCAAGUAGCGGUGGCUUCCCAAGAUCCCUUCUCAACAAUGUGGAAAGUAAGCACAGAUGCUUCAAAAGUUGCUUCAUUUGGUACUAGAGAAAGACAAUAUAAGUGUAACCUACCAGCUGAUCCUCUGUACAAUGGCAAUGCAGCCUUCAUGGCUGGUACAUCUGAUGGAGUAAACCAACUGAGCUCUCUUCAGCAGCCUAACAUUCAAGUGACGAGUGAUCAAAAUGCAAUGGUACUGAAUAGUGCAGAACAUGAUUUUCCCUCAAAGGCAACUGGGGUGUCAGAUAUAGAGACCCAGUUGGCCGUUGCUUCGGUUCAAGUUGACACAGAAGCUGAAGAAAAUGUACCUGAUAAUUCAUCCAGUGCACACAUGGUUGCUACCGACAUGGCCCAAUUCGAAGAUGUUAGGUUGCACGAUGACAGUCCUCCAUCAAACACAGCAGGUUGUCCGCUGCUGUCUUCACCCAACAGCUCGUCCUCUAUGGAGUUGGCACAGCCAACACAAAUAAAUACUGUUCCCUUUCAACCUGUGGAUUUGGGCAGCAAUUACAAUGGACAUUGUUGGAGAAACUGCUCGGGUAUUUUAUCUUCUAGUAAAAUGCCUAUUGUAACUGACUGUGCUGCGUCUGCUGUGAACAUAGUCAGAUAUAAGAAGUACGCGGUGGGCAGGCAUUUUGAUUCAUACAAAGGGUUAAGCAAGCAGAUUAACCCAAUUCCACGGAAAGAAAUUGUGUGGUCUUUUGAGACCAUGGGAUUGUCUAAUUCACUGGCCUGGGAGAGUCAUGAAAAUAUCCUGCCGGACAGUAAGGAUAACGUUGGAAGUUCGUCAAACUCUACACAGGCAGCAUUUGCUAGCCACACAGCAGGAGCUGAAAUGUUACCAGUUGAUGAUGCAUCAAACAGUGCUGAUUGUAUUGCCAUCAACCUUCCACGUGCAAAGAAAGACACGUUGCACACAAGAAUAAGAUCACAGUGCACAAUUCCUGCUUCAGGCGUUCCCAACAGCAACAGUGGAUUAAAACCGGUUGGUGCGACUGUGGGGCAGCAAGUGCUUGAAGAUGGCUGCCUGGGGCAAGAAAAAAUAUUGAGUGGGAGCACAGUUUUGGCAGCCUGUAGAAAUCCCAAACCUGAUUUGCCAUCAGGGAUUAGGAUCACAUUUGUAUAUUCACUGUCGGAAUACUGGGAACGCGGGACAUUCAUAAAUGGCAAGGACACAAUUACGGGAUCUUUGGCAAGCACUGGUCAAGAGCUUCAGAGAUGCGUCAGAAAGGUGUGCCAUUUCUCCAGUCGUCAAAUGAAACAAAAAGCAAAAGUGGGAAAUAAUAAAGCAAUAUUCCUUGCUUUAAUGGGAACUGCCUCAAACUUUGGAGAAAGCCAACGGAGAGACGACGUUACCGAGAUGCCUCGCAGCCAGGAUACUGUACCUUACACAAGUAACUCUCAUGUUCAUUUCGGUGAACCUGUCAGCCCUGUGGCUAAACAUUCAGAGAGCCGUUUCCAUCCAGAGGUAAACUUGGGUAGAAUUCCUGUGGACGAUAAGUAUGCAAGUGAAGCAGCUGCUUCCACAAACACCUCCAAUGUGCUGCCUGGGAAUGGACAUUGUGAUGAAAGCCCAAGUGAAGACUUCACCAAUGCAGUAGAGAAGGAAACAUCUGCUCUCUGCUGCUUGAGUUCCAGAGAGACGAUGAAUCAGGAUUUUUUCACCAAAAAUAAAGUUUCCUCUGCAGCUGAGAUGGAAAUGUCAACUGAGUCAAUUUUACAUUUCUGGUCUCCUUCCAAAGAUGAUACAGAAAUGGACUAUCCAAGUCAAGAGCCUGAGAAAAAAAUUGAUUUUGAACAUGGGAUACAGAGGGUAUAUGGUGGGUUUGGAAUAUAUACUGCAGCUGGUGCAGCAGAAUUAAAUAAGAGAAUGCACAAGUUGAGUGCCCUGCAUCAGCUCAACUUUGGUUUCACAACAGGUGUCAAUGGAAGCCAGUUUCAUCGAGAAAAAUCUCACCUAAACAGAUUGUACAACCAGUGCAAUGAAGCAAAAGUCAUUGAAGUCGAAGGAUUGUCUGGAGAACUUGAACCAACUUUGAUGGAUAGAGCUGCUACAUCCCAUCUCACGACCGAUGAAGAUAACAUGGGUAGUUGGACUGAUACUGCUUUAUUAAAACUGCUGCUGGAGUCCAGCAGCCCAACAUCUUGUCUCCAAAGCAGCAGUGACCAAAUGGGUAGUCAGCUGGGCAACUCUUUACAUGGGAACAAUGAGGCUGAAGCCGGCCAAACAAAGAGAAUUAUUCCUGCCAUGAUGCCGAGUGAACGGCAGAACGGCAUACGUGAUAUUUGUGAACUCCUAAGCCAAGGCAGAGCUAUGACUGGGCUUUCAACACAUCGUUUUAGAGAUGAAGAAAGUCUGAAUGAAUGUGAGUCUAGUGUGGAUCACUUUAGUGAAAUAAGAAUUAAAGUACUGGAGCAUCAAGAACUCAACAAUGUUCUUUCUGAGAUGUCGAAUAGCAUUCUUAAUCCACAGUCUGAAGGGGCAGAGGAAAGUUCAGAAGGACAAAGCCCAGAAAGCUAUAGGGAGGCUACCAAGAACAGCGAUUGUCGAUAUUUGGAUACAACUCGAUCUAAAAUAAUGGAAAUUUCAGCCACAGAAUGCUCUUCAGAGACAUCAAAUUCCGCAAUGCUAUCUCUCAGUAGAGUUGUAAGCAGUAUGCAGCACUGAUGCAGAAUUUGGAUCAGACCAGACUUUAUGUAAGGGCCCUGAGGAUUUGACAAGGAAGUCCAUCCCAUGAAGACUGCACGCCAACUGAUGUCUCUUAGCAUGUGUCUGGAUAAUCUCCAGAAGAAGCCAAAAAUGAGCAUGGCUUCCCCAGAAGUUCUGCAUCUGUUUACCUUGUACUGCACUACACAACGCACUUAAAUGCACUGCUUGAUGUAAAAUAAGUAUUUUUACAGAGAACAUGCAUCUUAAAAAGAAAUAAAAAUCUUAUUGUCUGUAAUUGUAUCCCAAUAUAGCCAUUUGGGAUCAAAAAUUUUCAUCACACGUUUUACUUGAUGAGCUGUAAUGAACUUUAUGUGUGAGGCUUUGGCGUUACAGAACUUCCACAGUAAGUUAAGAAUAAAUGAUGGCGACCCUACAUUAUUACUUUUUGUAUGGAAGAAAAGGGGCAUUCUGUAAAUAUUAUAAGGGUAAUUAAUAAACGUGUUCAUGCUAUACUUAUGUUUAUUUCCUUCUAAACAAAAAUGUUGCAGCAUUAGACUUGAGCAAAAUUAGACUAUUGAGUAAAGGCUGUUCAGGGCUGUUUCAGAUUGAAACUCACUUAAUGGUCAUUAACUCAGUCAAGUGGUUCACUGAUAUCUGAGUUGGUCUGGUCGAUUUCUGGCUUUAAUCUUAUA